GUGCUGGACCUCAUGGAGAGCGACCUCCACCAGAUCAUCCACUCCUCCCAGCCGCUCACGCUCGAGCACGUCCGCUACUUCCUCUACCAGCUCCUGCGCGGCCUCAAGUACAUCCACUCGGCCAACGUGCUGCACCGCGACCUCAAGCCCAGCAACCUGCUGGUCAACGAGAACUGCGAGCUCAAGAUCGGCGACCUCGGCAUGGCGCGCGGCCUGGGCGCCGACGCGCGCCACGCCAAGCCCUUCCUCACCGAGUACGUGGCCACGCGCUGGUACCGCGCGCCGGAGCUGCUGCUCUCGCUGCACCGCUACACGCGCGCCAUCGACAUGUGGUCGGUCGGCUGCAUCUUCGCCGAGAUGCUGGGGCGCCGCCAGCUCUUCCCGGGCCGCAACUACGUGCACCAGCUGCAGCUCAUCAUGGCCGUGCUGGGCACGCCGCCGCCGGGCGUCAUGGCGGCCAUCGGGCGCCGAAGCGUCCGCGCCUACGUGCAGAGCUUGCCGCCGCGCCCGCCGGUGCCGUGGGAGAGCCUGUUCGGGCGAGCCGAGCCGGCCGCGCUGGCGCUGCUGGGGCGGAUGCUGCGCCGACCAGCGGACAGGGUGGGCGUGGCCGAGGCGCUGCGGCACCCGUUCCUGGCCAAAUACCACCACCCCGAGGACGAGCCCGAGUGCGUGCCGGCGUUCGACCGCCGACCGCAGGCGCUGACCAAGGAGGAGAUCAAGGCGGCCAUCGUGGCCGAGAUCGCCGAUUUCCACGGCGGCCGGCGGCAUCCGGCGGCAGAUCGCGCCGGGCGCCGGGGCGGCGGCGUGGCUCGCCGCGGUGAAGGCGGAGCCGGGCGGCGGGGGCGGCGGGGCGGGCGGCGCGGCGGGGCCGGCGGUGGCUCCUCCGCGCCAGAGGGCAGCGCCAUCUCGGACGACACCAGCGCGCUGAAGGCGGCGCUGCUGAAAUCGGCGAUGAGGAACAAGAGUAAAGACCCGCCCUGCGCGGCGCCGGACGCCGCCGAGUGCCGCACGGUGACGGCGGCCGAGCGGCAGCGGGGAGCCGUGGAGAAGCGCCCGGCGCCGCCAGGAGCGCGCCAAGGGGGCUCAGGGCCUCGUCCUCACCGACGACGACCGGCACCUGCUGGAGCGCUGGACCAAGAUGGCCGACGGCGCCCAGCCCCGCCAAGAAGCCCCCCCCCCUGCCCGGCCCCGCCCAACGAGGCGUGGCCGGCCCCUGCGGGGUGGGCGGAGCCUCCGGACGUGGCCACGGUGACGCAGCAGCUGCAGAAGUCGCAGGUGGAGGAUCCGCUGCCGCCCGUGUUCCCGGUGACGCCCAAGGGCAGCGGCGCCGGGUACGGCGUCGGCCUCGACCUCGAGGAGUUCCUGAGCCAAUCGCUCGACAUGGUGGGCGAGGCCAAGGACAGCCACGUGGACUCGGCGCCGCUCUCGGCGUCGCUCUUGGCCGAUUGGCUGGAGGUUCACCGCCUCAGCCCCGCCGCGCUCGAGAGCCUCCAGCGCGACCUCACGCUGGGCUCGCCCAUGCUCGACGACCUGCCCGACCCCUGACCCCGCCCCUCAUUACCAUACCCGCGGCCCCGCCCCCUCCCCCAUUAAACUUUG
Molecule: messenger RNA, 1599 nt
Organism: Camarhynchus parvulus
Lineage: Eukaryota; Metazoa; Chordata; Aves; Passeriformes; Thraupidae
Gene: MAPK7
Product: mitogen-activated protein kinase 7
Biological process (GO): intracellular signal transduction; protein phosphorylation; cell surface receptor signaling pathway
Cellular component (GO): cytoplasm; nucleus
Molecular function (GO): ATP binding; protein serine/threonine kinase activity
Source: RefSeq, a predicted model, not a curated record